This is a messenger RNA of Trichechus manatus latirostris (Florida manatee), 6714 nucleotides long. It is a transcript of the gene PKDREJ, whose product is annotated as polycystin family receptor for egg jelly. The record is from RefSeq and is a predicted model, not a curated record. Gene Ontology annotation, cellular component: membrane. NCBI's taxonomy places the organism in Eukaryota, Metazoa, Chordata, Mammalia, Sirenia, Trichechidae. The transcript has a single exon. The annotation marks the transcript as partial. Gene Ontology annotation, biological process: detection of mechanical stimulus. Gene Ontology annotation, molecular function: protein binding; calcium channel activity; calcium ion binding.
ACCUUCCGCCUGCGGCUGCUCGGGCCGGGGGAGACGCGGCGCCCCCGCAACGCCUCGGCGGCCCCCCGCUUCUCCGCCCGCUCCAUCCUGCCCGCCGGCCCCCAGCCGCACGCGGGCUUCGUGGCCGAAACCAGGUGUCCCACGGACGGCCCCAAGCCCGUGACUCUAGAAGCUGUCAACUCAUUCACUCCCAAAGCCAUCGAGUCUUCGGUGUCCUGUCAGAUGAAACCCUGUCUUAUCAACCAGGUAAAGGUCAACGGGAAGGAAACUCCUUCGCCGGUGCUGUUGACCUGCAAGACGGAAGCUACCAUUAACGCCACCGUGGAGAUGGACUGCCCAGAUGCCCUCUCCAUUACGCAGUAUUGGCAGAUCUUUUCAGUGCCUUCUGCAUUGCACCUGCCAGACUGGACUAAACCUUUGGAUGUGCCACAACUCCAGACAAACGUAAAUUCAUCAUUCCUCCAUAUUCCCAAGUCGUCUUUAAUUUGGGGGAUGUAUGUGGUUAAUUUCGUCGUGGCCAUUACCACAUCGGAUCCAGAAAUGCCUUUGGUAAAAGACUCAGAUUACAUCUACGUGGAGGUUGUUAGAAGUCGCCUGAAGGCCGUUAUUUCUGGAGAUUACAGAAUAACAAUGAAUUUCACAGAUGGGCUGGUUCUGAAUGGUACCAUGUCCUCUGAUCCAGAUGCAGACAACCCAUUAGAGGGACUCAGUUUUUCCUGGUACUGUACCACCAAUGGAGAGAACUACCAUGGAGAUAAAAUCACAGUGUCAAGUAGCCAAGUUUGUCACCCGGGGCAGACGGACCUGCACUGGACAGGGGCCUCUGGCCCUGUACUAACACUUUUACCAGAAACACUUAAAGGUAACCGUGCGUAUUUUUUCAGAAUGGUAAUACAGAAAAGUGACAGAACAGCAUUUUCUGAUAAAAGGGUGCACGUGCUCCAAGGACCAACACCUAAAGCAAGCAUUUCAUGUAUCGAAAAUUGUGGUAGAAUUUUAAUUGUAUCUGAUCGAUUUUCUUUGUUUUUAAAUUGCACAAAUUGUGCCGUAAGUCGCAUCUUCUAUAAAUGGUCAGUUUUGUCGAGUAUAGCUCGUGAGAUGCCGUUUGAUUGGAUGGGGCAAACUACAACAGGGAGAAAUGGUGCUUAUUUGUCUAUAAAGGCUUUUGCUUUUAGGCAGUUUUUGGAAAAGAGGUAUUGGAUUUCUCUCUAUAUAGCAACUUGGGGUGGAGUGAUCUUGGUCUUUAGGCAUGGCUUUGUUAUUAACCACGCCCCUCAAAUCGGAGAAUGCAAAAUUAAUCCAGCGAAAGGAGUUGCAUUUGUAACUAAAUUUGUCAUCGGGUGCAGUAAUUUUAAGGAUAAGGAUAUCCCUCUUACAUAUAAAAUAAUAGUUUCCAAUUUGUACAGUAUUGGUGAAAUAAGUUCUUUAAAAGAGAACACCUUGGGGGCCAUCCCGUACUUGGGGACUCAGUCUAGAGCACCCCCUUUCUUUCUCCCAGUGGGUGUGUUGACUAAUCAUUACGCCGUGAAGCUCUAUGUUCAGGUUUAUGACUCUCUGGGAGCUUUUUCUCAGGUGACUUUGUAUGCCACUGUGCGGGCUCCUGCUGAUGAGAGCUCGCCGAGCGCUGUGCUGCAUCAGUUACUCAGUGCUACCAUGGGGCCCAACUCAUCGCUAUCUACUUUGCUUCAGAAGCAGGAUUUUUUAUCUGCGGGUUACCUACUAUAUACAGUAGCUUCCAUUUUGAAUAGCAUGAAAACUGACUUAACGCUCCUCGAUGUCAAAACCAAUAUCCGAAAACACCUCGUCCAUCAGUCCUUCCUUCUUCCUAUAACCACUUUGGUGGAAAUUAGCCAGGUAGUCACAAUUAUUACUGAAUUAGCCCAGAAAGCCUCUGAAUUCACCCAAGGUGAUCAAAAACUUGCCACUGUGAGGAUAUGGCAAGCAAAUCAAGCACUACAAGCUUAUCGACAGAAAGAUACACACUUCCGUUCUGAACAAAUAGAAAUUGUGAGUACUGGAGUAUUUACCGUUUUGUCUAAUAUCCUUAAACAGAUUGCUCCUCACGAAGUUGUUCAAGAUCCUUUCUAUGUAGUAGAAUCUCUAGCAGACACAAUAUUGGCUAGUAUAGUGCCAGGGAGUGAAACCACUGUGCUGAGGACCUCAAACUUGAACAUCUACGUAAAGAAAAUUGAGAAGUGGGAUGUUACCAAGGCCUUUACCAGAGAGCAACGCUGCCAAAAUUGUUUUUAUCCGACACUAAAUGUGAGUAGUGUUCCUGAUGUGCCUCCAAAUGCUCCAAUUUCUGUGACGUUUUGUGAGUUUGCAGACGACCCCUUUCCUUGGUUAAAUUAUGGGGGGAACAUUGCAACAGAGGUGGUUGGGUUUAGAAUGACAGGAGCCAAAGGUAACGGUGAGGUGACUGAGAUCGCACCUGAUGGAGUGGAAGUAUACCUCAUCAGAAAAAACUUGACCUAUACUGCUUUUAAACUCACAGUAGGACCCAACAGUGAGCCUGAUGAGGUUGAUGAGUCCUUGAAAAAGACCACAGGGGGAUUUCGCUUUGAAGUGGACAGCAGAGCAGUCAAGGAGUUGUUGGUCCACAUUGUGACCAGCGUGACUGUGCUGUUCAAGGUGUUGGUGUAUGCGGGCAGUCGGAUCACCCCCACUGCUCUGGUGGCCACCUUCCUUGUGCCCCAUGACACGCCUCCUACUGCCAGCCCGAGUGGCCUCUUUGACCCGGCCUGUUCAGUGAAGGAGGCCCGUGUGGUUUGCCUUCCCCAGUCCCUGCUGCGGGUGAUAGCUCAGCGCGGACACUCAUCCAAGUAUGCCUUAUCUGUGGUUCUGCAGGCCGCUCGUUUUGUCUUGACGCCCAGUGACGAGCUAGUGAGAAUUUCUCUUUUCAGUGUUCACUGCUUGCACAUGUACGGGAUCCAGAGCGACUGGAGAGAAGACAAUUGCAUUCUAGGGGAGGAGACUAGCUGGCGCAAAGUCCACUGUAUCUGCAAGAACAAAGGGAGGGCCAGGCGGCAGCUGAGCUCCAUCUUAAACCCGACCAGCAUUCAGCUGCAUACCCACUAUGUGACGGCCAAGGUGAUCGUGGUCCCUAAUGCUAUAGACCUGCAGCUAGAGGUCCUCAAGAACGUUCACCAAAACCCGGUGACCCUCUUCACUGUGCUUUUCAUUAUGCUCAUGUACGUAGUCCUGGCUUUCUGGGCCUUGCACAGGGAUGAAACAGACCAGUUUCUUAGGCAUCGUGUGAUAGCUCUACCUGAUAAUGACCCUUAUGAUAAAAUAUGCUACCUGGUCACUAUUUUUACAGGAAGCCGUUGGGGGUCUGGAACCAGAGCCGAUGUCUUUGUCCAGCUUAUGGGAACAGAGAGUACCAGUGAUGUGCAUUGUUUGAGCCAUCCAUAUUAUACAGCUCUCUACCGAGGAAGCAGCAAUACUUUCCUUCUAACGACAAAAAGUGACUUGGGGGACAUCCGCUCCAUUCGUGUGUGGCACAACAAUAAGGGCAAAAAGCCCAGUUGGUAUUUAAGUCGAAUCAAAGUGGAAAAUCUGUUCACCAGAUGCAUUUGGCUGUUCAUGUGCCGGAAAUGGCUUUCUGUUGACACCUCUUUGGACAGAAAAUUUCAUGUUACCCAUUCAGAUGAGCCUUUAAACAGAAAGGACUUUUUCCUUAUAAAUACGACUUAUGAACUAGGGAAAAGUCACAUGUGGUUCUCUGUUUUUGCUGGUGUCAUUGCAAAACCAGUUAAUAGGCUACAAAAAUUGUCGUGUUGUUUAGCAGUGCUGUUGAGCUUUCUUCUUUGUAAUACUAUGUUCCUUAAUGCCAGUAGACAAGAAACUGCAUCAAGAAGGUUAUCCUACAUCAGAUUAAUGAUGACAGGAAUUGAAAGUGCUUUAAUUACAGUCCCUGUGCAAUUAUUGUUAAUUUUUUUGUUCACCUAUUCCCAGAGGAAACCUACUGAAAUGAAUCUAGAGGAGGCAUCUCCUCCAAAGCAUCAUCCUCUGAUGUCAGAAGAAAGUGGAUUCUGGGACGAGCGUUUGGCAAAGUUGUAUGCUUGUGAAACCACUAAGGCACAGACCAGGGAGGCCGAAAAGCUCACAUCUAGGGGCAAUCCGGAAUUUUCUAAGGCUUCUAGACAGACUGCUAUCAAAACCCAGAGCCAGCUUGAGGAAGCAGAGAUUAAGGCCCCACAGACCCACAGCAGAAGUACAAAUUACAACAAUAACGACAAUGACGACAUAGAAGACAAUCAAGAUGUUCUUUCUGAAGAGCCCCCUUCCCAACAAAAACCUGCGGCCGAGCUUCUUCUGCCUUGGGGGUGCGUUUAUGUAGCAUGGGUCUUGGUUUUGGCCAUUUGUAGCCUGUCGUCCUUCUUCAUUGUAUUUUAUGGACUGACUUACGGCUAUGACCUGUCGAUGCGAUGGCUCUUCACAUCUUUUUGUUCAUUCUUUCAGUCAGUUUUUCUGGUGCAGACAUCUAAAAUUAUACUCUUGUCAGGUUUUAGAACAAAUCAGCCGAAGUACUGUAAAAACCUUCCGUGGACAAUCGAAUAUCGUUACACGGAGAUCAGGGUUCACGGGCUGAGGAAGGAUCCGGCUAAAAGGCACAAGCAGCAUCUCCGUAUCAACCACAUCCGAGGUACCAGGAUGUACCAGCCCCUCACGGAGGAUGAAAUUAGAAUAUUCAAAAGGAAGAAGAGGAUAAAGAGAAGAGCAUUGCUCUUCCUUAGUUACAUUCUAACGCACUUUAUCUUUCUAGCCCUUCUGCUUGGCCUCAAUGCACUCCUGCACCACACCGACAGCUUUUACUAUAACGAGUUUAUUCAGGAUUGUUUCUCUGUGGACCUUGCCACGGUCACUAAGCUGGAACACAUCUAUAGGUGGCUGAACAAGGUGGUGGUGCCUUUGUUCCACAACGACCUGAGGCCAACGUUUCUUUUUGAGAGCUCAUCGAAAAUCCUUGGCCUUCCACUGAUGCGGCAAGUACGAGCAAAACCGAGCAAAAAAAAGUGUCUGCCUGACAAAAACCUCGUCCUAAGUAGCAUUAAGAGGGAAAUUAAUUGUCAUUCCAAGUACGGCAUCAACCCAGAAGACACAAAUAACUAUUCCAGCUUUUGGAAUGAUGUUGAUAAUCAGGCUAUCAGCAAGAGUCCCAAUGGGUUUACCUAUAAGCCACCGGAAAAGAAAUGGGCAUAUUAUUCCUAUGGGCUGUUACAUACCUAUGGAUCAGGAGGAUAUGUAUUCUAUUUUUUUCCAGAACAGCAGCAGUUUAAUUCCACACUGAGGCUCAGGGAACUUCAAGGAAGUAAUUGGCUUGAUGAGAAGACAUGGGCUGUGAUUUUGGAACUUACGACUUUUAAUCCAGAUGCGAAUCUGUUCUGUAGCAUUUCCGUCAUAUUUGAGGUUUCUCAGUUAGGAGUUGUAAACUCAAGUGCGUCUGUGCACUCUUUUUCACUUUCUGACUUCAACAGGAACACAUCAGCAGAAAUCUACUUGUACCUGGCCAUUCUCAUUUUUUUUUUAGCCUAUACUGUUGAUGAAGGCUAUAUCAUUAUGCAAGAAAGAGCAUCCUAUGUGAGAAGUGUGUAUAAUUUACUCAACUUUGCUUUAAAAUGCAUAUUUACUGUUCUGAUUGUGCUCUUUUUCAGGAAACACCUCUUGACCACUGACAUCAUUCAGUUUUACUUGUCAAACCCUAAGGAUUUCAUUCCAUUUCAUGCCGUUUCUCAAGUAGAUCACCUCAUGAGGACAACUUUGGGUUUCCUGUUCUUUCUGACAAUUUUGAAAACCCUUCGGUAUUCCAGAGUCUUCUAUGAUGUGCGACUGGCUCAGAGGGCCAUCCAAAUUGCUCUUCCUGGCAUCUGCCACAUGGCCUUUGUGGUGUCCGUUUAUUUCUUUGUAUACAUGGCUUUUGGCUACCUGGUAUUUGGCCAGCACGAAUGGAACUACAGUAACUUGAUUCAUGCCACACAGACAGUAUUCUCUUAUUGCGUCUCAGCUUUUCAGAACACUGAAUUUUCCAGUAAUAGAGUUCUUGGGGUCCUAUUCCUCUCAUCUUUUAUGCUGAUCAUGAUCUGCAUCUUGAUCAACUUGUUCCAGGCAGUGAUUCUGUCUGCCUAUGAGGAGAUGAAGCAGCCCGUGUAUGAGGAGCCAUCAGAUGAAGCAGAAGCAAUGACAUAUUUGUUUCGUCAGCUAAGGAUGGUGUUUCGCUUUUUGACCUUCCAAUCCAGGGCCAAAGAUGAACCUGAGUUUGUCACUGACAUGCUGUAUGGACAGCCAGAGAAGAACAACUGCCGGUAUCUGGGGCUGAAGACCAGAAACAUUAAUGGGAAGAAAAUGGUUUACCUCGUUGUUUGAUCAGUGACAAUUUCAAGAGCCACAAGGAAGAUUUCCCCCCAAUGCUCAGUUUGUGGGAUGAAGGCAUGUUUAAUGGCCAGGUUGUGCUUUCUACCCAUGUCCUUCACAAUGCACACCUCCUACAUUUCACAGUAUCCCCACUCUUGGCCUCUGUUCUCGGGAAUGUGGAAGUGUGUUGGAAUGUCAUGUAGUGUCUAGGGGAAAGGAGGAUCAGAGCAUUCGAUUUUGGGAUUGAAUUCCCUUUAUCAGGGAAUUGCAUAACUCCUGGUACAGAGGCAACCCUUAUUUCUUUGGAGCCUGCAGCAGUUUAGAGGGAUUACAGCCACUAGUUUUGAGAGCCAGAUUUGG